Molecule: messenger RNA, 1101 nt
Organism: Aspergillus terreus NIH2624
Lineage: Eukaryota; Fungi; Ascomycota; Eurotiomycetes; Eurotiales; Aspergillaceae
Product: mRNA splicing protein PRP18
Exons: 2
Coding region: 1-1101 (366 amino acids)
Biological process (GO): generation of catalytic spliceosome for second transesterification step; RNA splicing
Cellular component (GO): U4/U6 x U5 tri-snRNP complex; U5 snRNP; U2-type post-spliceosomal complex
Source: RefSeq, a predicted model, not a curated record
AUGGACUUCGCAGCGUUAAUGUCCAAGGAGAUUUCCAAGGCGAAAUCCUCCGCCAGUCCCACCCCCGAUGAGAAAACGCCGCCCCCGGACAAGAAAUACAUGCGACGCGGCGAGCUCGAAGCCGCCCGCGUGGCCGCCUACAACGAAGAACAAGCCCGCAUUCAGCGCGAACGCGAGGAGCGACUAGCCCAGAAACGCAAGCUGGAGGACGAAGAGGCCGAGCGGCGGCGCGAGCGCGAGGACAAGAAACGUCGCCUGGCGGAGGAAUCACGCAAACGCCGCGAGGAGGAGGAGGCGGCGCGGGAGCGAGAGCGUCGCAAACGACUGGGCCUGCCCGAGCUGCCGCCACCCACCGCCACGGACGAAUCGACAAAGGACGACGACGAGGAAGACGACAUCCCUGAGGAGGAGCUGGUCGAGAAGCUGCGCGGGCUGGACGAGCCAGCGCGGCUGUUUGGCGAGACGCAUCGCGGUCGGCUGCGCCGGUAUCGACGGCUGGUGCAGCGGUCGCUGACGCCGCAGCCGAAGAUGACCGAUGGGCCGAUCCCGACGACCCUGGAGCCCGUGCCGGAGGUCGAGAUGAAAAUCUCGACUACGCUGCCCAAGGACACCGACGGGCGGAAGUAUCUGUUCCGCCAGCUGGCGUCGUACUUCAACAUGGUCCUGGGGGAGUGGGAGGCUGCGCUGGCCCGUCGGGAUGUCUCCGUCAAGCAGAGUCUGCAGGGCCGACAGGCUUACAAUGCCAUGGUGCAAUCGCGGGAGAACCUGAAGCCGCUGUUUCGCAAGUUUGAAAAGGUGGAUGUCGACGAUGGCGUGUUGGAGCAUAUCGUCGAGAUUGUCCACAAGGCCCAGUUGCGGAGAUAUGUCGACGCCAAUGAUGCCUAUCUUCGGUUGAGUAUUGGAAAAGCUGCCUGGCCCAUCGGUGUAACCAUGGUUGGUAUCCACGAGCGUUCGGCGCGAGAAAAGCUCCACCAGAGUGACCAACAGGCCCAUAUCCUCAGCGACGAGAUCACCCGCAAGUAUCUGCAGAGUAUCAAACGGUGUCUGAGCUUUGCGCAGACGCGCUGGCCGCCGGAUGACCAGCUGCAGAUCAUGGGCUAG